This is a messenger RNA of Aaosphaeria arxii CBS 175.79, 2624 nucleotides long. Its product is annotated as phosphatases II. Gene Ontology annotation, biological process: regulation of exit from mitosis; positive regulation of cytokinesis; protein dephosphorylation. The record is from RefSeq and is a predicted model, not a curated record. Bases 313 to 2142 code for a protein of 609 amino acids. Gene Ontology annotation, cellular component: mitotic spindle midzone; centrosome; mitotic spindle pole body. The transcript is spliced from 4 exons. Gene Ontology annotation, molecular function: protein serine/threonine phosphatase activity; protein tyrosine/serine/threonine phosphatase activity. Lineage: Eukaryota; Fungi; Ascomycota; Dothideomycetes; Pleosporales.
GCUCUUCUUCUUCUUCCUAACAAUCAACAAACUUCUCGCAUCUUUACAGUUAUUCUUUACUGUACAGGCGUAGUGAGAGAGACCUUGUACAGGCCGCUUCAGCGACGACGACGACUUCGACUUCUUCACUACUAUACCCACCAUUCGUACAUUCCCGCCAGAGGCUGCCCGGGGCCGUUUCGUCACCACAACAAAUCGCCCGUUCUUCGCGCAAUCACUGCUCGCAAGUAUCUGCCGAUCUUUCUUCAGUCGAGAUAGGAUCUCGCAGUCGUACAUCUCAGCUUAUCGCUUGCGAUCUUGACGGUGGCCAUCAUGCCUCCCACAUCCGCGACCAGCUAUGGGCAGGUCAUUGAGUACAUCCAAGACCGUUUGUACCUAGCAUCAUACACACACGAGCCCGAUGCAAACACACCAUUCCCAUAUCCUCGACAGAGCCGCUCCCCAAGCAAGCGAUCGACCAAGGCACAGGGUUCGAUUGCAACCGGUCCAAAGGUGCACCCUCCAGUAUACUUCAGCAUCGAUAAGCAUCUUCUCUACAAUGCUUUCCAUGCCGACUUCGGUCCGUUGCACAUCGGCCACCUUUACAGGUUCGCGGUGCAGUUGCAUGAAGUUUUGGGCGACCCUGCGAACGAGGAUAGGGGUGUUGUUUUCUGGAGCAAUGCCGACUCAAGGAGUCGCGCAAACGCUGCCUGCAUUCUUGCCUGCUACAUGGUCCUCAUUCAGUCAUGGCCACCUCACUUGGCUCUUGCACCAAUCGCGCAGAUGGACCCACCACCAAUGCCUUUCCGCGAUGCAGGCUACAGCCAGGCCGACUACGGAUUGACGAUCCAGGAUGUCGUGUAUGGUGUAUGGAAAGCAAAGGAAGAGGGCCUUUGCGGCCUCAAGGACUUCAGCCUCGAGGAAUAUGAGAAGUACGAGCGCGUCGACAUGGGAGACUUCAACUGGGUCACACCAAGCUUUCUCGCAUUCGCUUCUCCCCAGCACAAACCCACUCAUGUGAUUCCCGAGUCUUCACCAAUGUACUCGACAUUGCCUCAGAACAUCCCCGAGAUCCAACGAUCAAACCUCCCCACGCCCUUCAAGAACGUUCUCUCCCACUUCUGCGCGCGCAACAUCGGUCUUGUGGUCCGCCUCAACUCCGAACUCUACUCUUCCUCGUACUUCACUGCAGUUGGCAUACAGCAUUUGAACAUGAUCUUCGAUGAUGGCACCUGCCCCCCUCUCUCGCUUGUUCGACAGUUCAUCAACCUUGCUCAUGACAACAUUUCGCGCAAGAAGGGUAUCGCCGUGCAUUGCAAGGCCGGUCUUGGCCGAACUGGAUGCUUGAUUGGCGCUUAUCUCAUCUACCGUCAUGCCUUCACUGCCAACGAGAUCAUUGCCUACAUGCGCUUCAUGCGCCCUGGUAUGGUCGUUGGUCCCCAGCAGCAUUGGCUUCACUUGAACCAGGCCACAUUCCGAGAGUGGUGGUUCGAGGACACCAUGAAGGCGAAGUAUGCGGAGGCAAUUCCCUCGACACCGACCAAGUCCCCACACAAGCAGCGCCUCGCUAGUAACGGAGGGGCCUUCACUCCCCCCAAUGGCUCGGCGAAGCGUGCAGCUCUGGGAGAGAUCCAAACGAAUGACCGUAGCAAUUCCCACAACACAGUCAGUGUUCAGGACGACAAUCUCCCGGCCCCAACUCCCGGACAGCCACGAAAGACUAGCAAGCUUUACGGAGGCGGUAGCGUGAGGUCUCCUCAACGCAUCAGCGAGAACGAGCCAUUCGAGAAGCGAGAAAGUGGUGUACUUCAACGAUUGGAUGGAGAGACUGAGGACGAGUACCUUCGAAACGCCAUUCUGCACAAGCGAACGACCUCGAAGUCACCGAACCCAAGGGACAAGCGACGAGUCAUGAGCGCAAUCACGACCACCACAAGCGUGACAACCACAUGGGCCGCAACUGGUGAAAGCGACAGCGAGAACGUUGCUCCAGCUGCCGGACGUCCCAAGACUCCCGCACGUGAGAAGAGCAUCAGUGGCCGAGGCGACAUCAGCGUGGGCAAGACACGUGCAAGCCCAGCUCGACGAGCCACCGAGAGCAAGGCCGGUGUGAGGAAGACGAGCGGACGGGUGGGCAGCGUUGGCGGUCGCGGCCUCCCCUGAAAAGUCACUUCAUCAUUGAGUUUAGCGCAAGCUUUUGCUUGAUCGGUGUCCUUUGCUAGAGCAUCUUGCAUCUUCUUUCACGAUCGGUGUUUCCAGUGGCAUGGCAUAUGUGGCGUCCCGGCUCUGUCCUGCUUCUUCGUUCUCUCCCUCCAUCUUUCUCACCGCGUCCUGGGCACAUAUUGGGCGAAAGGUCUGCAGGCGGGCGUUUCUUCGUGUACAAAUGGGUGGCGUUUGUUGGUUCUCUUCCACUCCUAAGUGGACACCUCUACUGGUGUGGCGUAUUCGUAAUGUGUGGGGUUCUCUCUUUCUCUCUCUUAUCAGUCAGUCAGUCAGUCAUCUCUUGCGUUUCCUUUCCUUUUUCCUUCUCUGUUAUUUCUCAACCUCUCUUCACGACGUGUAUGAUGGAUAUCUUUCGAUUUUAUGCACCAAUCCUGCAUUUUCGCUAGCAAUGAGAGCGUGAAGAAAUCAUUCAGUUCAAAAAC